This is a messenger RNA of Pseudophryne corroboree (corroboree frog), 2182 nucleotides long. It is a transcript of the gene WEE2, whose product is annotated as WEE2 oocyte meiosis inhibiting kinase. NCBI's taxonomy places the organism in Eukaryota, Metazoa, Chordata, Amphibia, Anura, Myobatrachidae. Gene Ontology annotation, cellular component: cytoplasm; nucleus. Gene Ontology annotation, molecular function: ATP binding; non-membrane spanning protein tyrosine kinase activity; magnesium ion binding. The transcript is spliced from 12 exons. Gene Ontology annotation, biological process: mitotic cell cycle; protein phosphorylation; regulation of meiosis I. The record is from RefSeq and is a predicted model, not a curated record. Bases 102 to 1784 code for a protein of 560 amino acids.
CCUGCCUAUUCUCUUAAAACUAUGGAAUCCUAAUCUGACUGUCUCCCCUAAUGUCUGGUGUUGGAAACAUUUAGGGAUUGAAGCUUCAUAACCUAUUUGGGAUGAUGACUAAAAUGGCGCAUGAUUCUGGAGUGGUGCAGAAGCUAGACUUCUCCAGCAGUGAGGAAGAGGAUGGUGGAAGCAGUGGAUAUUUGACUGGUUCUCAAUGUUCAGAGGAAGCCAGUGGCAACAUGACAUGGAGGACGUACAAGAGCCCCUUCCCGGUGACUCCGCAGAGGAAUGACAGAGGCGUCUCGCCCUCCCAGGAGGACCAUCAGGAAAGCAGCCCUACCGGCAGUGACUGCUCUCCUCUACGGAUGGAUGAUGGGGAAUGUCCUGGAUCCUCCAUACUGUACAACACAUGGAAGAAGCUGAAGCUCUGUGAUACUCCAUAUACCCCAAAGAGUUUGCUGUACAAGAACCUGCCAUCUCCUGGCUCCAGAGUACCCUGCAGGGGGCAGAGGCUUCUGAGGUUUGCAGCUGACGCUGGUACAGAAUUGGAGGACCCCAAUCUGGUUAACAUUAAUCCCUUCACCCCUGAUACUUAUCGGCAAAUGCAGCUGAAUGCAAAUGGAAAGAGGAAGGCUGAGAACUGCAGCUCUGAGCCACCAUUCAAAUACAGGGAAAGUGAACUCUCUGCCUCAUUUAAUUCUAAGAGAUUUGUCCUGCGUAAAACCAACAUGGUGUCUAGAUACAAGACUGAAUUCCUGGAGAUCGAAAAAAUUGGAUCUGGGGAGUUUGGCGCAGUCUACAAGUGCGUGAAGCGGCUGGACGGCUGCGUCUAUGCAAUCAAGCGCUCAAAGAAGCCACUAGCGGGGUCCACGGAUGAGCAGCUGGCGUUGCGGGAAGUCUAUGCCCAUGCCGUCCUGGGUCAUCACCCACAUGUUGUACGCUACUACUCUGCCUGGGCAGAAGAUGACCACAUGAUCAUACAGAACGAGUACUGCAAUGGUGGAAGUCUGCAGAACCUGAUCACGGAGAACACAAAGUGCGGCCAGCUGGUGAUGGAACAGGAGCUGAAGGAGAUCUUACUGCAAGUGUCCAUGGGGCUAAAGUACAUCCACAGCUCCGGGUUGGUGCAUAUGGAUAUCAAGCCAAGUAACAUUUUCAUCUGUCGGAAGAUGAUGGAGCUGGGGCAGGAUGAAAGUGACGGAGAGGAUGACCUGAUGUCUGCUAGUGUCAUGUAUAAAAUUGGUGACCUUGGUCAUGUGACUUCGAUCGCGAACUCGCAGGUUGAGGAAGGAGACAGUCGUUUCCUGGCUAACGAGAUCCUGCAGGAGGAUUACAGUCAUCUCCCCAAGGCGGACAUCUUUGCUCUUGGCCUGACAAUCGUGGUAGCAGCUGGCGCGGGACCUCUUCCAUGCAAUGACGACAGCUGGCACCAUAUCCGGAAAGGGAACUUGCCAGAGAUUCCCCAGUUCCUGACGCCAGCCUUCCAUGACCUACUUACGCUACUGAUACACCCAGAUCCACAAUCAAGACCCUCGGCAGCUGCCAUGAUUAAACAUUCUGUACUCCGGCGAUCCCUUGGGAAGGCAGCGCAGCUUCAGAAACAACUCAAUGUUGAGAAGUUUAAAACAGCCAUGCUGGAGAGAGAGCUGAAGGCUGCAAAACUGGCACAAAGUUCUGCAAUGGACGAAUGCCCUGACCUACCCUCUCAGGCAAACUUGCUUUGCAGGACAAGAAAGCGUCUGGUGGGUGGCAAAAAUACUCGUUCGUUAAGCUUCACCUGUGGUGGUUAUUAGAACUACCGCUUAUAGGAAACCUUGGUGGGUCUCCAACUGUUGAACUACACUCCUAGUGUACCCAGGCCAUUCCAUAAUGGUUUGCCUACAGAAUAGCUGUCGCUGGUCUACACUAUACAAUCUGAGCCUCUUGUAUCUUCUGUUCCCCACUGAUGGACUAUUUGGCAUUAGAUGGUGGUUGUCAUGCCCAAACAUGCUGUAGCCACAAUUUAUAAACUGUUCAAUAAAACCCAGCAUGCCACUGUGCCAGCACUGGAUCAGAUUAAUCUCCUAAUUUGUACUUAUUGCUCUUUGUUGUGUAUAUAUUGUAUAGAAGGUAAUGUUUUAUGAUAUGGUCCACUUUUUUUCAAGGAUGUGGCUUUUUUUUUUUUAUUACAGACAGUCUAAUCUGUUAAUGC